AAAAAAACGUUGCGGGAAAAACUAUCUUCCGUACACACACACACCAAAGCAGGCGGAAGGCAAAAAAGCAUCAUGGAGAUUAUUAAAAUAACAGUUUUGCUGCUGUGGAGCGUCGCAUCGAGCAUGCUAGGAUUAGCGAAAGCCAAACAAUCACAUAUGCACGAGAAUCCGUCGGAUUUCAAUACCGAAGCGAGCUUUCCGCGGUUUGCUGAGCCAAUCCCGAACAUAACGGUCACGAUAGGGCGUGACGCACUGCUGGCCUGCGUGGUGGAUAAUCUAAAAGGAUACAAGGUGGCCUGGGUGCGGGUGGACACGCAAACCAUCCUCUCGAUACACCACAACGUGAUAACGCAGAACCCACGCAUUAGCCUCACCUAUAACGACCACCGGUCCUGGUACCUGCACAUCCGGGAGGUGGAGGAGAGCGACCGGGGCUGGUACAUGUGCCAGGUCAACACCGAUCCCAUGAGAUCUCGCAAGGGCUACUUACAGGUUGUGGUUCCUCCCGCAAUCAUUGAAUCGAUGACCAGCAACGAUAUGGUCGUGCGCGAAGGUACCAACGUAACGCUCAACUGCAAGGCGAAGGGGUUCCCCGAGCCGUACGUGAUGUGGCGGCGGGAGGAUGGUGACGAGAUGGCGAUCAGUGGAGAAAAUGUAAAUGUCGUUGAUGGUGAAAUAUUACACAUAACCAAGGUCAGCAGGCUCCACAUGGCGGCGUACCUGUGCGUUGCAUCGAACGGCGUCCCACCGUCCAUCAGCAAGCGAGUGCAACUCAGGGUACAGUUUCCACCGAUGCUGUCGAUACCGAACCAGCUCGAGGGAGCUUACGUCGGCCAGGAUGUCGUGCUCGAGUGUCACACGGAGGCGUACCCAGCAUCAAUCAAUUACUGGACGACGGAGCGAGGCGAUAUGAUAAUAUCCGAUACCUCCCGCACGGGCGAUAAGUUCGAAACGAUGUCCCGCAACACCGGCUACACGAAGUAUAUGAGCCUGAAGAUUCGCAACGUCGGACUGGCGGAUUUUGGCUCGUACCGAUGCGUGGCGAAAAACUCAUUAGGCGAAACCGACGGACUAAUCAAAUUGGACGAAAUACCGGCCCCGACGACAAUAUUGACAACCGAAUCACUUUAUAACAAUCGAUCAAAAGGACGGAAAGCAAACAAAAAGCAUGAUCCGAUGAUGGUUGGUGACUACGGAGUGGAAGAGUGGAAGGAAAAUGGACCUUCGAUACGACAUCCACCGGGAGCAUUCCACAACGGUGCAGUCUGCCCGACUGCACAUACCGUCACGGUUUGCUGCGGCGUACUCUUCCUGCUACACUGCCUAGUAUCGGCACUGACAUCGCAGCUUCAAUACCAACGCAGCCAGCCGAGAUGAAAGUGAGACUCCACACGCUCCAUUGGCUGGAACGGUUGCAGGGACGUGCAGCGAGCGGCAUGCUUUUACGCAAACGAUGGCAACGGUCAGCCGUACGAACGGAAACUCCGGUAGAUUAGAAAUCGUAGCACCGGGGGGGAGAAGUGAAACCAAACGAAACCAACCGAGUAAGUGAGUAGGGAGUUGCGUAGUGGACAUUCCAGAACAAAACAACAAACAUAAAUAUAAAAAAAAUAAAAUUAAAAUCCAAUCCCUUACAAAGGGAUUGUGGGACGUGGUGUAGGAAAUGGUAGCUGUAAGUAUAACCGUAACGCACCCGGCACGCGGUCAUGUUGUGAGUGUGCAUAGAAGACCAUUUUUUCUAUGCAUUUAAAACACGAAUGUAACAUGCCGGAUGAAGCUGUAGUGUUGAUUGAUUUACAAUGGUUAAGUUUAAGUCAGCUGAUAACUGUAAAGGAUAUAAGUCGUAGGAAA
This is a messenger RNA of Anopheles gambiae (African malaria mosquito), 1851 nucleotides long. It is a transcript of the gene DIP-kappa, whose product is annotated as lachesin. The transcript has 11 exons. The record is from RefSeq and is a predicted model, not a curated record. Bases 73 to 1377 code for a protein of 434 amino acids. Lineage: Eukaryota; Metazoa; Arthropoda; Insecta; Diptera; Culicidae. Gene Ontology annotation, cellular component: neuron projection.